AUGAAUCAGCAAGAAAAUGAUGAAAAUGUAUAUUUAGAGCAAGGAAAUGAUGAGCUUGUAUUAUCAGCCGUACAUCUCUCCCCAACAAAUCCAUCACCAUAUUCUAGAAAUUUGCAGACUACAAUAUUCAGCUCCAUAGACCACUCCAUAAAUAUCUCCAUUAAUCACAAGCUCGGCACCACAAUCGAACUGGUUGGAUUGCAAGUAUGGGGAGGGUGUCUAUUGCUACUGGACUAUCUACAUAAUUGCAACAGCGUCAAAGGCAGCUGCAUUCUCGAAAUUGGCUCUGGUACGGGAUUGGCAUCUAUAUAUGCAGCCCUGCUAGGGUGUACACGUGUGUAUUCCACCGAUAUUGAUACUUCUGAUGCUGAUAGCUCGGAUGGAACUAGUUUGUUUGAGCUACAGACACUCAAUAUUAAAGCCAACCACAUAGACAAUAUAGUCGUAGUCAGGGAACUAGAUCUGACUGAUGGAUCACAUCCUAUAUACAAAUCUCAAAGCAUUGAAACUGAUUCUGUAUCGACAGAAUCUAGUGACUAUAAAUGGACGCCAAUAGACUUGACGGACGUGGCAGAGAAUUGCAAGCUGAUUAUAGCUGCAGAUAUAAUAUAUGACGACUCUCUGACCUUUCAGUUUGUAUGUCGACUGCCUGACUUACUGGUCAAUGGGAGACAAUUAAUCCUGGCUCUGGAAAAACGAGUAAACUUCACCCUGGAAGACAUGGAAGCAAGAGCACAUGCGAGAGACUUCUUACGCCAUACCUUACAAGCUUUAAACGCUGAUCGGGAAGAGGAAAAGUUGGCGGUGGUUGGUUUUGAAGUUGUGGAUCUAGAGACAAUCCCACAAGUCUUUGAAUAUGAAAGAAGUCAAGACUUGGAGUUGUAUCGCUUCUGGCUGUAA
Molecule: messenger RNA, 900 nt
Organism: Synchytrium microbalum
Lineage: Eukaryota; Fungi; Chytridiomycota; Chytridiomycetes; Synchytriales; Synchytriaceae
Exons: 1
Coding region: 1-900 (299 amino acids)
Biological process (GO): protein methylation
Cellular component (GO): nucleus
Molecular function (GO): protein methyltransferase activity
Source: RefSeq, a predicted model, not a curated record